Candoia aspera is the source of this 6377-nucleotide messenger RNA. RefSeq names its product SMAD family member 5 (gene SMAD5). The transcript has 8 exons. Lineage: Eukaryota; Metazoa; Chordata; Lepidosauria; Squamata; Candoiidae. The record is from RefSeq and is a predicted model, not a curated record. Gene Ontology annotation, molecular function: I-SMAD binding; RNA polymerase II cis-regulatory region sequence-specific DNA binding; DNA-binding transcription factor activity, RNA polymerase II-specific. Gene Ontology annotation, cellular component: heteromeric SMAD protein complex. The coding region runs from base 294 to 1691 and encodes 465 amino acids. Gene Ontology annotation, biological process: SMAD protein signal transduction; BMP signaling pathway; transforming growth factor beta receptor signaling pathway.
CGCGGCUCCGUAGGUCCAGUGGCCGGGGCUGCCGUUUCCACUUUCGGCCGCCAGCCGCGCGUCAGGCGCCUUCCAUCACCCCACCAAGAGAGAUGCCAAAUGCAGAUGGUAAAAAACUGUUGCCUGUCUCUGCUCACACUGCCCAGCACUGUCUUCCCUCAGAUGAAAAAACAGGUCUAAGAAAAAUCACUUCCUUGGAUUAAAAAGAAAUCAACUGCUGCCACAGUUGCAGAGUUGUUUUUGUGUCGGAGAAUCAGCAGUUUUGUUCUAAAAAUUGCUUUAAAACUUGUCAAAUGACCUCAAUGGCCAGUCUGUUCUCUUUUACUAGCCCAGCUGUAAAGCGCUUGUUGGGCUGGAAACAAGGUGAUGAAGAAGAAAAGUGGGCAGAAAAAGCAGUUGAUGCUUUGGUAAAAAAACUAAAGAAGAAAAAAGGAGCUAUGGAGGAACUGGAAAAAGCAUUAAGUAGUCCUGGACAUCCCAGCAAAUGUGUUACUAUUCCUCGUUCGUUAGAUGGGCGUCUUCAAGUUUCACACCGCAAAGGCCUUCCCCACGUUAUUUACUGCCGUGUGUGGCGUUGGCCUGACUUGCAGAGUCAUCAUGAGCUGAAGCCAUUGGACAUUUGUGAAUUUCCUUUCGGAUCUAAACAGAAAGAAGUUUGUAUUAAUCCAUAUCAUUACAAAAGGGUGGAGAGCCCAGUUUUACCUCCAGUCUUGGUGCCAAGGCACAGUGAAUUUAACCCACAGCAUAGCCUUUUAGUUCAGUUCAGAAACUUAACUCACAAUGAACCACAUAUGCCACACAAUGCUACCUUUCCGGAUUCAUUCCAGCAGCCCAACAGCACUCCAUUUCCCAUGUCUCCAAAUAGUCCAUAUCCACCAUCUCCAGGCAGCAGUACUUACCCAAAUUCUCCAGCUAGUUCUGGACCAUCUAGCCCAUUUCAGCUACCAGCAGAUACACCACCCCCUGCAUAUAUGCCUCCUGAAGACCAAAUGGGUCAGGAUACUUCACAGUCUAUGGAUACAAGCAAUAUUAUAAUUCCUCAGAUAAUGCCCAAUAUUUCAAGCAGAGAUGUCCAUCCUGUGGCCUAUGAAGAACCCAAGCACUGGUGUUCAAUUGUGUAUUAUGAAUUAAACAAUCGUGUUGGGGAGGCUUUUCAUGCAUCUUCUACUAGUAUCUUAGUAGAUGGAUUUACAGAUCCUUCUAACAACAAAAACAGAUUCUGCUUAGGUUUGCUCUCCAACGUUAAUCGCAACUCAACAAUUGAGAACACCCGGAGACACAUUGGAAAAGGCGUUCAUCUGUACUAUGUUGGUGGGGAAGUCUAUGCAGAAUGCCUGAGUGACAGCAGCAUAUUUGUACAAAGUAGGAAUUGUAAUUACCAUCAUGGAUUCCACCCUACAACUGUAUGCAAGAUUCCCAGCGGCUGUAGUCUUAAAAUUUUUAACAAUCAGGAAUUCGCUCAGCUUCUAGCUCAGUCAGUCAAUCAUGGGUUUGAGGCUGUGUAUGAGCUCACCAAAAUGUGCACAAUUCGAAUGAGUUUUGUAAAGGGAUGGGGAGCAGAAUACCACCGACAAGAUGUUACAAGCACCCCGUGUUGGAUAGAAAUCCAUCUUCACGGGCCUCUUCAGUGGCUGGAUAAAGUACUUACCCAAAUGGGCUCUCCACUUAAUCCUAUUUCCUCUGUUUCAUAGUGCCAAAGUAUUCUUCAGCAACCAUAAUUUUAGUGACCAUUUUCUAAUUUUCCAGAAGCUUCCUGUGUGGAUUCCGUAAGAAUACACCAUGAGUUAGCUUUCUUCUUCUACAAAUGACCAAUUCUAUUGUUUUAUGAUCAUUUUCUCUUCAUUUCAUAUUAAGACUGUCCAGUUUGGAGGAAAACUGAAAACACAGAAAUUCAUUUAUCUGAGGUAUACAUAUCUGAACAUCUUUUGAUUCCACUGGAAGUAUUUUAAUGUGUUUUCAAAGGACACAUUCUUGAAUGACAUUACGGAAUGAAUAACACUAUCUCAUUUGCUGAAUAUAUAUAGCUCCAACUUACCACCAGUUUUUAAUAUUACUGUAUGAUUGUGUGGAUGAUGUAAAUCCACAAACAGACUAGCUUUAUUACACCUAAGAUUGCCUUUAGCUUGAAUAAUAUCACCUCAGUAUGUACAUGUUGACAAGCACCUGUUACAGAUAGUGAUAUCAAAAUGCAUUAGAGCAGGCUCUCUUUUAAGCAAUAGCAAAGUUACUUUCAUCACAUUAAAAUGUUGCCUCUGCAAUGUAGUCCUGUACUCAGAAGGAAAUCCAGGGAGGUCCAGAUGAAUGUGUAGGAUUGGUGCUUAAUUGUUCCAGAGUGUGCACUGUUUGAGUUCACAGUCCACGUUUAUUUGAAUACAAAACACUAAAAUGCUGUAUAUUACAUUGCAAGGAUAUGCAUUGUGUUUUACAUUUUAUUUUGCUUUUUAUAGAAAAUAGCCUGGAGGCUUCCUAAAAAUCUACAGUUGUUAAUUUUGGUUUUAUUUUGUCCCUUUAAAUAUUACUUCUGUUUUCAGGAGAUUUGAAUUUUACUUCAGUAAUUGUUGUAAAACACUUUGUUUUUGAUUGCUGGAGAAGUUCAUGAUAAAUCAUGAUAAUGAUUUAUGAGAAUAUUGUCAUGUGACUGGAAGCUGUAUGAUGUAAAACAAACCUUUAUUUCUGGCAACAGCUACAUUCUUUCAGGAGUAAUCUCAUGGAGGCUGUAUACUGAUUGGUGGGUGACACUGCAAAUUGUCUCUUCUGCUAUCAGCCCCGCCCCCUGUUUUGAUAUCUUUCUUCUCCCUCCACCCUUCCCUUUGCAAUAGGCUAAUAGAUAAUUCCUGCUAAAGGUAUAUAUUGAAUACAUGAAGCAAGUUUUUAACAUUAGUAUGUAUACCUUCAGUAUACAGUUCAUGAAUUUUAAUCAUUCAUGCGCUCUCUUGUAUAAUUUAACAGAAGAGCUGAUAAUCUAACAUCUGGAUCAUAUUUAAAAUUGUUCUGACUAAGCCAGUGGAAAGGCUUAACAAAGUACAGAUGAAUUGUAUGUCCUAAAGAUAUAGGCAUUUUAGCUAUUAAGAGUUAUUUGUUUCCAUUCAGGAAUAUUUUGGUUCUUGGCACUAAAGAGACAAUAUGUUUGAGCCAACAACCAUUACAAGUUAACAUAAAGUUUAACUUAAGUUAAAAUGAAGAUGAAAUUGCUCUAAAUCCAUUUGUAUGAUGCUCAUCUAUGCAACCAGUAAUUUUUUGAAACUGGCUUUAAAUAUAUAAUCUUUUCUUGAAAUUUCAGUUUUCAGUGGUAAAUUGUUGAAGGUUUUCACCCCUCCAAAAAUACAUGUACUGUUGUGAGUUUUAAUUUGCUUCCUUGGGAAACUAAAGGAAGGCAAUCUGUGCCAGAAGUAGCUCUUGGUUAUUUUUUUAAAAUUACUAUUUUUACUUUGCUCCUUCAAUGCUAGUAAUUAAAAGUAAAUUUCUUACAGCAUGGAAUGAAAUUCUGUGUGGAUUCUAUCCAAGCUCAAAAAAGUACAACACUGAAUAAAUAUGGCCUCAGAAUGUUAGCUUUGUUUUUAUUUAAAGAGAAAUAGUACUAUAGUAGCAGAGUCUUAGCCAGUGUGGCUGAGAGGAGAGCCUUCUACACUCUAUAGAGAGUUUUGUCCUUCACUUUUAAUGCUUUAGCCUCCCAUUCACUAGGAUAAUCAAGAAAAUAUGCAAAUCCAGAGUAUAUGUUGGCACAACACAGAUAUCUUUUACCCCAUUUUGAUUGAAAAUUUGUACAUCUUACAUACCUUGAUAUGAUGUUUGAUUAAGUUUGGUACUCCUAAGAUUGUAUUUGGAAGAGGAUGCCUUAUAGAAAUAACCCAAUAGUUUCUUUAAAGAAAACAGAAACGAAGGAAAAAUAAAGUUGUAUAAAAUGAUGGCAAAGAAGAUAGAUCGGGAAGACCCACCCUGGGUCAGAUCAAAGGCCUCUGUUGCUUGUAUUCUUAAACAACUAACAUUAAGAGGCAUGCUGUUUUGUUUUGUUUUGCUUUUACUGAAGGUAAUACCUAGUCACCACAAUUAGUGCCAUUGGUGGCCUUACCAUCCAUGAAUUUGUUUAAAAGUCAACUAAAUUGGCAGCUAUUUAUAAUUGUGAAUUUUGUAAUUUUAAUUGUGCCUUCUGUGUAAUACUUCGAUCUUUCCUGAGUUCUCAUUCAACUUCAGUUCAUGACCUUAUAUUCUAAUAUGGGAGAGGUUUAAGUGCAGUGACCACAACUGUUAGACAAAGUGUGGCAAUAUUAAGAUAUUGGCAAUUUAAUUUUCUGUUCAUUUUGUAAUAUGCCCAGCAUGGAAUUUGUCUUUUUCACAGUAGUUGCUCACUGAGUUGUCAUUUUUAUUUGGCAUAACCAUUACAAUCCCAAGAGCCUUUUGCAGACUAAUUAUUGCCAACUCAUAUGAUGUGGCAAUUCUUUCAAGGCACCUCUUAAGUUAAAUGAAUAUAUAAAUGACUGUCCCUGAAUUUAAUACAAAUUCCUCGAUUUUUGAGAAAUCAUAGAUUAAAAGGACUCUAAUACACGAAAAUAGAUGAAAGCUGGCUUGUUUGUAAUGUAAAAAUUAAGUGGCCACAUGGCAAGGAGAUUGGUACUCUUACCAUUUAAAUAUUGGUAAUCUUGGUUGAUAGUUUUUGCAUUUCAAUAAUCCUGCUAUACACUGAUACUUGAAAUACCAUUUCCUUGUGUAUUCUGUGCUAAUGCCUUUGAAGACUAGUUCUAAAUUCUAGAAAAAUAUUGUAAUAAUUUUAAUUUUAUAGUUAACAGUUUUAAACUUGUGACUCCUGACCAGAGAAGAUGCAAUUUGUCACACAUGGUGGUAUUAUCUUAAGAAUGUAAGAACAGAGCACUGCAAAAUUAAGGCCCAUCUUGCCCAUUUUAUUUCCCACAGCAAUCCACUAGAUGAUAGUUUGUGUCUCUAAGCAGGAUAGAGCAGUAGCCUCCUGCUAUGAUUCUCCAGGGUCUAGUAUUUACAGCGGUGCUCUCUCUGAUUCUAUAUAAGUAACAUGGUUAGUAGCUAUUAAAAGUCUUCUAUGUAAUCAUUUCGUCUGAUCCUUUUUAAAGCCAUCUAAAUUGCUGGAUAUCAGGAUAUCAAUAGAUCACGGUAGUGCAUUCCGUGGUAACCCUGGGUAAAAAAAAUGUAUCCUUCAUAUUUGGCCUUGGACUCAAAUAUCUUGAGAGGGAAGUAGAUGAUAAAAAUUCUUCAAGGAUACAGAAUAAAAUUGUGUACAUGUUAUGAGAAAAGAUGUUUUGAAAGUUAAAAUUUGAAAAUUCACCUUACAAUGCUCCAUUGUAUAGGUAAAGGUAAAGGUUUCCCUUGACAUUAAGUCCAGUUGUGUCCGACUCUAGGGGGCGGUGCUCAUCUCCGUUUCAAAGCCGAAGAGCCAGCGUUUGUCCGUAGACACUUCCGUGGUCAUGUGGCCAGCAUGACUACAGGGAACGCCGUUACCUGCCCGCCAAAGCGGUACCUAUUAAUCUACUCACAUUUGCAUGUUUUCGAACUGCUAGGUUGGCAGGAGCUGGGACUAGCAACGGGCGCUCACCCCGUCACGUGGAUUCGAACCGCUGACCUUCCGAUUGGCAAGCUCAGCAGCACUAAUUUCUGCUGGAGUUCUAAAAGGCAACAGAUUACUCCAGGGUGACUCACUUUGAAUGGGAGAAAUAGAGAUAAUUGUUUUGCUAUCUUUUAUUUUAAGCAGCUGCUUAUGCCUUGCUUUUAUUGAAUAUCCUGUUAGCUAAGGCCAGAAUUCCCUGGGAAUUCUGAGCAGUUUCUUCCUAAUUAAAUGAGCGGGAACUAUAAAGAGUGCCAGAUGGAUUGUGCCAGUUAGUCAACCGUUCCCAACCUUGCAGCUUCCAGUUGGAAUUUCUAGAAACUCGUGCUGGCUGGGAAUACUUUAAUUUCUAGAAAGCCAGAUAGCAGAAGUUUGCAACAGUAUGUCUGUGAGAGACAACAACAGAGAAACCCUGAAUGUUUUUGGAUUGCAAUUGAUUCCACUGUAAAUCAAUAAUCCAGGUAGUAACAUCUAAUAACACCUUCUGUUGAAGUGAUAACUCAUUUGCAGUUUUUCUGAAAUGUUUAAUCUGAAUAAAAGCCCCCCUCCCCUUUUUUUUUUUACUGCUUAAGCCAUUUAUAUAUCUUCAGGUACCAAAACAAAAUUGACUUUUUGAUGUAUCUUGAAUUGUGGGCAGCAGAAGUUACUUUGUGACUUUGCAUGCAGUUUCAGUCAAAUUAUUGCCAUCAGAAUAUAUGUAGUAUUCUUGUAGCAAAUGUAUAUUUUUGGACUGUAUUACAGCAAUAAGCUAAUACUGAUUUUCCCUUAUUUCUCUGCUGGGACAAAUGUAUUAAACACUAUUGCAACA